Molecule: messenger RNA, 425 nt
Organism: Paramecium sonneborni
Lineage: Eukaryota; Ciliophora; Oligohymenophorea; Peniculida; Parameciidae
Source: the annotation of a GenBank genome assembly
GCUUAUCAUUAAAUGAUCUACAAGAGUACAAUAAUGCAAUUAAUUGCUUUGAUAAGGCAAUACAAAUUGAUCCUAAUUUUGCUAUUGCCUAUUAUAAUAAAGGUUUAUAUAAAAUAGAAUUUUAAUAGGUAAUUCAUUAAAUGGUCUACAUUAAUACAAUGAUGCAAUUAAUUGCUUUGAUUAGGCAAUACAAAUUGAUCCUAACUUUGGCACAGCCUAUCUUAAUAAAGGUUUGUAUAUAAUUUAAUUUUAAUAGGCUUAUAAUUACACUAUCUAUAAAAGCAUAAUGAAGCAAUUAAUUGCUUUGAUAAGGCUAUACAAAUUGAUCCUAAUGAUGCCAUUGCCUAUUAUAAUAAAGGCUUAUAUAAAAUUUAAUUUUAAUAGGCUUAUUAUUACACAAUCUAUAAUAAUACAAUGAUGCAAUU